Messenger RNA from Culex pipiens pallens (northern house mosquito), 1489 nucleotides. RefSeq lists its product as uncharacterized. Gene Ontology annotation, biological process: sensory perception of taste. Gene Ontology annotation, cellular component: membrane. Lineage: Eukaryota; Metazoa; Arthropoda; Insecta; Diptera; Culicidae. The transcript is spliced from 5 exons. Bases 1 to 1299 code for a protein of 432 amino acids. The record is from RefSeq and is a predicted model, not a curated record.
AUGGCUCCGAACCUGGUGCAAAUGAUGUGGCACUCGAGCUUGACGGCACUGUGCCUGAUGGACCAUGUGGUCGGUUUGCUUCCGGUGAAAUUCGAUCGAAUCGCAGAAGGGAGACGUCGAUGCCGAACAGGGACGAGGAUUACUCGGCCACUGGUGACAGCCCUGGUGGUGCUCUGUUUGACGCUGUUGGCCAGCUACGAGUGGACUUCCGUUCUGCUUGCCGAUGGAAUCGACCAAAAGUACCUCAAACAGUGGAUUUCACUCGCAGUGAUGUGGGUGCUGAAUUUGUUUGUUGCCCUGGUUAUUUACUGGCGGCAGUUGGUGAAUAGUGGCCAGAUCCAAUCGUUGAAUGACAGUUUUGCUCUGCUCGCCAGUCAGCACAGCGCUAAUACCGGUGCCUUCCGAUACCCCCCAUUGCGUCAUUUGGCCACCGUUCUCGCCCUGGAAUCGGUCGGCCUGGCCGGUCUGUGGCUGGUGAUUAACCCGAUGUAUCGCUCGUACUCGGCCUACGAUGGCUUCCUGUCGGUGGUUCUGAUGGCCCCGGUCACCGUUUGCUCGCUAACCGCCGUUCGUUAUUGUGUGAAUUUUUCAUCGAUCAACUGCAUUUUGGCCAACCUAAACCGUGACACCGGCGACCGGGUGCGUCACUUCCGCCGUCGGAUGUUGCGGGUGCGUGAAAAUAUUAGCGGAAAGGCGAAUGAAUUAGCAAUCGCACAACUGGAGCUCGAAUUAAGCAAUCAUUUGGACAGGUUAAUUAUUCAUUACGAUAUGCUGGGCGAAACCGUGGCGGCGAUAAUUGAAAUGUACUCGCCGUCAAUCCUGUUUCUGGUUACGCUGGACAUUGGUCAGGUGACGUUCCAGCUGUACAUGUUUUACUGCUACCUGUCACGGAGCUCUCCAAGCAAUGAUGACGGCGGCGAGCAUCUCCAUAAUGUGGCUUCCACGCUGGUUUCCGCCCUGCUUAGCUUCCUGGAAAUAGUGCUGAUCGUGGACGGAACUGCAAAGUUCGCCGAGGGGCAAGUUUCACCAAGUAACAAGCAUUUUUCGCCAAUAUUUCUUCAUGCAAAUCCAUGCAUUUCCCAAUGCUAUCUCCAAACUGACAAAACCCACUUAUUCCCCAAUCAAAUUCGGAAAACUAUGUAUCCUCUCUCCCUGCAGAUCAGCGUUCUGUGCGAGCUGCUUCAUCACACCCAAGAGGCCACAAUCCGAUUUUACUGCUUUGCGAUGGACAGGUCGUUUCUCAUGACGAUUAUCGCCGCCGCGUGUUCAUACCUGAUUCUACUGAUGCAGACAGCUUGAAGAGGGCGCCCCGGGGCCAACCCGCCAAACACCCCACGAACGGGUGUGAUUUCGCCGGGAAGGUGCUAAUCCGUUAACUAGAAAAUCAAUUUCGUCUCCAUAAAUCAACAGAACCGCCGCCGCUCCAAUUGGUGGUGAUGUGGUAUCAAGGCAGUUCACCACCUACAUCGACUCCGUCGCGUUCAACAGC